Messenger RNA from Adineta steineri, 468 nucleotides. The record is from the annotation of a GenBank genome assembly. Lineage: Eukaryota; Metazoa; Rotifera; Eurotatoria; Adinetida; Adinetidae.
AUGCCAGCCUUGCAUUGUGUUUUAGAUUCAUCUUAUAUACAUCGACCGGAUUCAGACAAACAACAACCUUUUCAAAUUAUGACGGAAAAUAACACAACAACAGGUAAGGACGAAUGCGAAUCUUCGUGCAGCAACUCAGAUCGUCAUCGAUACUACUCAUUCGAUCAAGGUUCCACCUGUAAUAAAUGUCGUGAUUGGUAUCGCCUGGGCAAUCGUUGGAAUAAAUGUCCUGAUGCGGCUUGUUCUGGCAUUACUAAGAAAGAUACUGAUGGUCAUCCUGAUGGUGGUGGUUCUACUCGCACUUAUAUCAAUGGUCAUGGCCAGGCGACGGGCUGGGAUAUUACUGGUUCUACUUCUACUCGUGAUUAUGAUGGUGGUCGUUUAGGUUCAGGUGCCUACAUAGUUACCCAUGGUACUGCGUCUACUUCUAAAGGUCAUCCUGAUUUGUGUACGUGUGAAAUCAAAUAA